Messenger RNA from Ornithorhynchus anatinus (platypus), 3309 nucleotides. RefSeq names its product osteoclastogenesis associated transmembrane protein 1 (gene OSTM1). The record is from RefSeq and is a predicted model, not a curated record. The transcript is spliced from 6 exons. NCBI's taxonomy places the organism in Eukaryota, Metazoa, Chordata, Mammalia, Monotremata, Ornithorhynchidae. The coding region runs from base 16 to 999 and encodes 327 amino acids. Gene Ontology annotation, cellular component: cytosol.
GUGAGUGGCGGCGUCAUGGGGCGGGCCGGGCCGCCCGCGCCGGGGCUGCGGCUGCUGCGGCUGCUGCUGCUGGUGUGGGGGCCGCUGGUGCUGGGGGACUGCGGGGGCCACGGGCUCGUCCCCGCCGGCCCAGAGCUCGCCCGGCUCCCGCCGUGGCCGCCGGCGGCCGCCCUCCCGUCGCUGGCCCUGCUGCGGGACGACCUGCCGGAAGACCCGCCGGGCCUCCUGCCGGACCUCGACCCCGACUGCCGGGCCCUGCUGGUCCUCUUCGCCCGCAGCAGCGCCCGGCUGACGGACUGCCUGGGACGCGGCGCCCGGCCCGUGCGGGUCUGCCAGACCUGUUACCCGCUCUUCCGGGAGGUGGUCGGCAGCAUGGAGAACAUCAGCCGGGCCGCGGGGCCGGGGAAUGCCUCUGAGAGCCACAACUGUGCCCGAAGCCUCUUAAUGUCAGACCGGAUGCAGAUAGUUGUGAUUUUGUCCGAAUUUUUUAAUACCACAUGGCAGGAGGCGAAUUGCGCAAAUUGUUUAAUGAACAAUAGUGAAGGAUUAUCGAAUAGCACAAUACAUUUCCUGGAUCUGUUCAAUAUCACCAUGACAUGUUUCGAGCAAAACCUCCAGGGGGGUGAGAGCAGUCUACAACUGAGAAACUAUACCGAUGUGUGCAAGAACUGUCGUGAAUCAUACAAAUCACUGAGUGCCCUUUAUGCCGAAAUGCAAAAAAGGAAUGACCACGAGAAUAAAGCAGAACAUGGAACACACUUGUGCAUAGAUGUGGAAGAUGCAAUGAAUGUAACUCGGAAGCUGUGGAGUCGGACCUUCAACUGCUCGGUCCCCUGCAGUGAUACCGUGCCUGUGAUUGCUGUCUCUGUCUUCGUCCUUUUUUUACCAGUUGUUUUCUACCUUAGUAGCUUCCUUCACUCGGAACAGAAGAAGCGUAAACUUAUUUUGCCCAAGCGAAUUAAAUCCAGUACCAGCUUUGCAAACAUUCAAGAUAACUGAAACUCAGGACAGAAUGGAGACCAGUUGAUUCUGAGUAGCAGGAGUCCCAGCAGCGCCUGAGGGCAGAAAAACUGAGUUUCAGCGAUCUCCUUCUCUGUCCUCGAAUCUCUCUUGAAGCUGCUGAGGGAGGAAAGGUGGGAGGGAGGGAAGGAAGCUCCCCCAGAUGGGUAAGGACAUCAGUCUCAUUUGGAAAUAAGACUUCAUAUUUUCCAGUCAUUCGGGACCUGUUUUGAUCCAUUUGGGAAUUUCGGGUUUUGCAGUUUUCAGACCUGUGAUUAUUGUCUUUCAUAAAAAAGUAUUUGGUAAGUUAACCAAAUAAUGUUUCAGGGAUCUCCCCUUCUUCAGUGAUUCCUCUGGGACGACUCAGAACCUUUGUCUACUCCUUCCAAAGCAAAUCUGACCUAUGCUGAUAAAGCAUACAGGAACCUGUACCUCUGAGAUAACCUUGCAAGUUAGUGCAGUGCUUAAAUUUCAGGUACAAGUGGAUUUAUGCAUAAGAAUUAGUGACUAAAUCCUUGAUUUGUGGAUUUGGGAGUUGCACACUGUAGAUUUAGGAAAGGAGAUUUAUUCCUUUUUCCUUUUGACGUAUGAAAUAAUCACUUCUUUAGUUUUUGAAGCAUUUAAAUUGAAGUGGAGGGGGAGGGAGGGUGCUGUGUGGGCCCUUGCACAUCUUCUGUAAAUGGAAUUCAUCAAGAGCCCCUAGGGUAGGGAUUAACUGAGAUUUAUUCUCCAUUUGACACAGGAUUUGAGAGGUACAGCAACAUACGCUGAAGUUCCGGGCAGCUUCACAAUGAACAAAACUCUGCACUGAGUCAUUUGAAGAGCUACUCUGUAAUAUUAAAACUACAACAAUUUCUAAAAAAGUUGGGGCCCAUAUUUCUAUGUAGACUAGGUUUAGGUGAGGCACUCCUGUCUUUUAGAGUAAGCUCUAUUUUACAGUUGGUUGUUAUUUUAGAAGCAAACUGAGAUCACACUGAAAUGGCAGAAGGCCUGAAUGGCAAGAUGAAGGAGCAAUUUGAGACAGAGUUCAAUCCUUCAGGCAGAAAGGAAUUGUUAAACCAUAUUUUGUUGCUUAGCACCAUAUUAUUGUGGAAUUGAAGCAUUAAGUGUAGUAUAGUUACAUCCUUCUCAAAAAUACGAUGUGUAUGUUACAGUUAGGGCACUUGCUGGGUAUACACUUGUGGGCAAGGGAAUCCAAAAAGGGAGCUUGGAGGGGGAAAAAAACAGUGAAUCAAAGAGGAGAUGCUUCAUUUUCUGUACGAUUGUUAGUGGAAGCACAAAUCUAAAGGGGCUUAUGUAAGAAACUGUGUGAUUAUGAUGCCUAAUUAAAAAAAAUGCAAACUUUUAGGAAAUUUUAUCCACUUCUGUGCUUCUUGCUUUAUAUUGAUCCAAUUCUCAAGUGUUAAUAGGGGUGGGUCAGUGGCUGGCAGUUCUCAUUGUUUCUCAGGAUUUUUUAGCUGUCAAAUUGAUCAUUUUACUGCCACAAGUGCUCUGUGGGAGGGGGUCGAUUUGGGCUUGGAGCCCUGACAAGGGGACGUAAGUUUCCCUGGGAAAACAGCUAAGCAUGUUGCUAAAGUUGUCUUGAUGGAACUUAAAGGCAAACUCAUCCUAGGCCAUGGGAGCAGGUGUGAUUUCCGUGGUGCUCAGGUGCCAGGCUUGUUGAGAUUUGUGGGGAGGCUGCCUUCUACGAUAUUGCUAAUAGCAUUACCGUGGUUGACGAGUCGUGUGACCGAGGGUUACUCAAAGCAGCCUUUCAUUCAUGUACGGGAAGCCCGAUUCCAUGGGCAGAAUUAGAGAAUGACACCUCUGAUGCUGCCAGUAGUGGCUUUUUGAGCCCAUUCAUGCUAAGGAGGACUGGGAUUACUUUGGGAUAUGGUAGUUAAGCACUUUAGGAAAGAAAAAGCAGCUUUUACUGGGUUUUGUCCUGUUAAGCCAAGUGAAGUACUCAUGUGACUUUUCGCAGCGGUAAGAACUUCCAAAAACACCGUUAAGAAUGGUAUCUUCAAAAUGUUUUGGCAUCUCUGUUUGGCUGAGUUGUGUAUAUUGUAACCCUGAAUUCAAGGAACCAUGCUGUACAUUGAUGCAAUAUAGUUGGUUUUGUUACACUGCAGUGUUUUAAAAAAUAAAGGUCGAGAAGUCCACAUCGUAAAUACUACUAUUUUGUUUUUAGGUGUUGGUCAGAUUUUGGACACUAGAUGGUAGCUGUUCAUUUGGACUUGUAUGAAACUUCCUAGUAGUAAGUGAAAAUAGCUGCUUUUAAGUUUUGGCCAUUUUGAUUUCUGCAAAUAAAAAUAUUUUUAUAUUUUGAAA